This is a messenger RNA of Microplitis mediator, 6784 nucleotides long. RefSeq lists its product as uncharacterized. Gene Ontology annotation, cellular component: endoplasmic reticulum. NCBI's taxonomy places the organism in Eukaryota, Metazoa, Arthropoda, Insecta, Hymenoptera, Braconidae. The record is from RefSeq and is a predicted model, not a curated record. The transcript is spliced from 12 exons. Bases 808 to 6042 code for a protein of 1744 amino acids.
CGUGCGCACGCGUUUACAUUAUUGGAAAUUCGAUUACGUUACUCCCUGUUAGCUCUCAGCUGACUCAGUCAAGUUGUUAGGUACAUUUGUAAUAUUUUGCCAGAGUGAAAUCAACGAAGUGACUUUUUUAUUUUGUUAAAUAUUACACAGUAAAACACGGUGCAAGUGUGUCAACUAAUUUUGCAGAUUGAUUAAGAAAACGAAGUUAACAAUUAUUGACAUUUGAUUGAUAAAGUAUCGUAUUAUUUCUCGGAAGUGCUAAUUGUAUUUUACACUAUUUCUAACUUGGAAGUUGAAAUUUUUGUAGAUAUAUAUGGUUCUUCCUCAUUGCCAACAUGCUAAUUAAAAUAAUAACCGAUAAACCAAAGUAGAUUGUAAAAAAAUAAGCUGUUUGAACAAUAGAAACAGACUAAGCUCAGCUUUCAAUGGAGAUCACCACAGUGAAAAUGAAAAAUUUGCAGUUGUACCAGCUUUUGAACUCGUCGGUUUUUUUUUUUUGAGUAGAAUACACCAUAUUUUAAAUCUCCCUACAGUAAUAUUAAACGUGACAGCUGAUUACUAUCGAGGAUAUCGAGUCCACCUUUCCACAUUAACUGGCACAAGUCAUAUAUAUUUCAAUUGGUUUUCUCUCCGUUGAAGUUGAUUGAUAUUGCUGUCAUAAGCUUUCACAAAAGACCUUCGAAGUGGACUACUUCUCUGCAUAAUAUGUCAAGUACUGUUCAGUGGUCUAAAAUACAUCAAUCUACUCUCAAAACUGAAACGAAAUGAGAAGAACUAACAAUAAAAAUCGGAGGAUUUAUUUCAAAAAUGAGUGCAUUUUUCAACUCCCUCAAGAAUCUCGCAACUGGAACUGCUCAUGUUGCUGGCACUACAAAGUAUAAAGGUGGAGAUAUGAAAAUGGAUAUGAGUAUAACACCUCAACCAGGUGAGAAUGGAUUCGCGCAAUGGCUUGAUGCAAUGAAAAUGGUGGCAAGAUUAUCAGAAGGAAUACCUCAUGAAUUUCGUAAAAAGUUAUGGUUGAUACUAGCAGACCGUCAUUUAGAGCAGCGAGGAAUCGACUGGAAAAAAGUAGAAAAACUUUGUUUCAACGAGUGGACAAGCGCAGAUGACGAAAAGCUUGGUAUCCAAAUUGUGAAGGAUUUGCAUAGAACUGGAUGCAGCUUAUUUUGUGGUGCUGCUGGUCGUGAUAAUCAGAAGGUUUUGCGGCGAGUAUUAUUAGGAUAUGCACGUUGGAACAAAUCUGUCGGAUACUGUCAAGGUCUAAAUGUUCUUGCAGCUCUUAUUCUUCAAGUGACAGACAGAACUGAAGUAUCUGCUGUUAAAGUACUAAUUUAUUUAAUUGAAGGUGUGUUGCCGGAAGAUUAUUUUGCGGAAAAUCUGCGAGGUUUAUCGGUGGAUAUGGCUGUAUUCGGAGAUCUUUUACGCAUGAAGUUACCUAAAUUAUCUAAACAUUUAGAAUCUCUACAAAAUAAUAUAAAAAAUAACACAACAGGGAGCAGCUAUGAACCACCUUUGAUCAACGUGUUCACAAUGCAAUGGUUUCUUACACUUUUCUGUCAUUGCUUACCUCAACAUACUGUUCUUCGUGUCUGGGACUUAAUAUUUCUAGAAGGAAAUGAAAUACUUUUGAAGACGGCUUUGGCUAUUUGGGAAGGGAUUUCCGACCGUAUCAUAACUGUUACAUCUACUGAUGAAUUUUAUAGCAUCAUGGGAGUUCUUACGAGAGAAAUGCUGGAGUUUACAGACACAAAUAUUUUAAUUAAGGCGAUUGUAAAUAUGGGCACUCUGCAUAGAAUUGAUGAUUUACGAGAGAAACAUCGAUAUAAUAUUACUCCGUGGGCUCGAACAUUAAGUGACAAUGAAGAGAGUGAGACAGAAGAUGAGGACAAAUUGCCUGUUGCUGCUACAAUAUUUGCAGUUCCACGUCGUAUCACAAAAGGAGCACGUGUGAGGCAAACUGUAAUACCACCAUCAUCUCAAACCAUGAAUGAUCUAUUUUUUGGGAAAAGUGCAUUAAUAAGUGCUAAAACUAGACGGCUGCGACCAGCGACAAGUUCAAUUCCAUCACAAAAAACUCGACUUAUAGCCCUUCAUUGUCACAAGAGUCAAGUGGACUACAACAGUGUUGCAGUAAACAACCGAAAUACAAAUACCUUCAUGGAAAUAAAAAGGGAAUCUUCUGGUGCAGGUGAGAACGAACCAAAAUGUUUACGACCGUUAGAAGAAAGUUUAACUUGUCGUCCAUAUGUUAGAAAACAGAGUACUGAUAGCGAUAGUACAUCAACAGAACUUUGUGACGAACAUGGACAUUCGAGUGAUAGCGAAGAUCAAGCUUCUUUGUCAGACAACCCCGAUAUAAAAUCAAUUGAUGGAAAACAUCCACGAUCAAGUGAUCUUCCAACGAACUGUCCAUCAAGUUAUAGUUUACGAAGUAUGGAAAAAGAUUCAUCGGUCGAUGAAGUAAACGAAUGUGAAAACGAAAAAUGGAUGAAGGUAGGUUGCUCUUCAUCCAUCAUUAAAAUUGCUGAUAAUAUCCGAAGUCUUUCUGCAGACAAUAAUUUAAUUGAGAUUAAGACAUGCAUUGAUAAAGAUAAUUUGAAAAAUGAAAAAACGAAUGAAAUUCUGAAGUCACAAGAUAAAGAAUUUAUGUGUUCAAAAUCAUCUGUACUGAAAAAUAUUGAAGAUAAAUUCAGUAACUGUUCUCAUUCAAGUCCCAUCGAAACGAGUUUCCAGGAAAAUGACAAUGAUACUCCAAUAGACGAACAUUAUGAUAGUGCUAAAGAACCUUCGAUUAGCAAUGCGUUAGUGAAUAGUGAUGUUCUACUCGAAAACUCAUCUAUUUUGAUAGGUAGUGAAUUAUCAAGUGAACGUACUCUAAACGGAAUUUUCAUUCCUACAACGCUAAGUAAAGAUAAUGCAAUAAUCGAUUCUUAUUCAUCAUCCAACAUAAAAAAAAGUAUAGAACAAACAGUAGGUGACUCAAAUUAUGAUAUCAUAAAUCUUUCACCAAUGUCAUCUGUCGUUGAUCGAAAGGUAAUGUUAACUGACUUAGAACUGUUGACAAAUAAAAUCACUGAAUCUAAUGAGCAGAUCAAUGAUAUUUUACAAGGAAAGAAUACAUUUAUACAUAACCAAACAGAACCAGUAGUGAUUCCCAAUUACUUUCGCAAUCUUAAUGUUGACGAAGGUAGACAGCAGGAUGACCAUAAACUCAAUAAGAUAUUUUGUAAUUCUAAAGAAUCAGCAAUAUCAGACUCGAAUGGUUUCUUCAUCAUGAAGAAUUCUCACUCACAGAGGAAACAAAAUUGUUAUAACUCUAAACAUUAUUCUGUUAAUGGAAAUUUAAAUAGAUUGCAAUUGGUCUUGACUCAGUCAGAUAAUGUACACUCAAGGUUAACAGUCGACUCAAGCUUAUUUGAAAAUAGUUCCAGAUUAAAGGUUGAUGGAUCUACUUCAUCAACUGCUUUUAAUUUAGAUUUUCCCAAUCAUGAAGUAAACGUUUUUCCUAAUAAAUCCAUAACUGAAAGUUUGAGAAACUCAUUAGAUAAUCAUAUAGAAGCCGAAAAUGCUGAGAAAAUAGUCAAUCCCAUACUCCAAUCACCAGUAAAAGGCAUUACAAAUAAAUUUCAUGCGCUCAACGGUCACCAAAAUGACUUUUUCAAAUCUCCAUGUAAACCUAGUCCUGUAAUUUCACCUUUUUUUCCUAUCAUAGAAUCCAUUAAAAAAUCUCCUUCACCAAUUCGUACCAAUGAAAUGGAAAAGAAUGGCAUUCCAUUUGAAAAUAUCUUACCCACGAGAUCAACAAGUUUGAAAGAGUAUGACAAAUCAAAUUUUUACGAUAGAGGAAAGUUGUUAUCAUUUUCACAAACUACCGAUACACAACCUAUACAUGAUUUACGUACAGAAUGUUCUAAUUCAGCAAACACUUCUGCAACUCAAUUUGUAGAUUUGUGGUAUUGCGGAAAACAGAAAAACGAAGAAUCAAGUAUUAUGGAUUUGGACGUGAUCAGUUCAAAUUAUAAAAGGCUACCAGAUAAAAUAUCUACCGAUAAUAUAUCUAUAUCACAGAUAAAAUCUGAUAAUCAAUCAAAAUAUUUGAAUACGUCAAAAAAAAUGGAUCAUUCAACUUCUCAAUUAUGUGGAUCAAAAUUUUUUGAACAGAAUUACCAUCAUUGUAAUAAAGAUCUUAGUGAGCUGCAAAUAUCUACUCCAAUGCAAGGGUCAGUGACAACUAGAAACAUUUCUAGGAAUUUUUUUGAAAAUUCAAAACUUACUGGAACUCAAUCAUCCAUAGCGGGAAAUAAAACAGACAUUCUCACUUCUCAAAAAAAAUCUGAUGAAAGUAAUGAUUUGAAUGAUUUCAAAGAGAGGUGUGAAUAUUCUUUACAUGAUUUUGCUUGUCAAUUAUCUGAAGAUGAAGUCGAAUUUUCGGGUUCCAACGUAUUGACCAAUCCUAGUAAAAGUUAUGCUAUUGAACCAAAAAUUCAAAUGGAUGAAGAAAGUGACAGCUUUUUAAUAAAGUAUGCAAAAAACAAAGAUACUGACGAAUCAAGUGGUAAAAUUGAAUGUAAAUUAGGUGUUUGGACUAAAGUUCAACCACGAAAAAAGGGUGAAAAUGGGCGGAGGGACAGCUGUGAUCGAGCUUUGAAAAUAAUACAAGAAAAUUCAGCAAUCCUUCACAAAAUCCUUACUUGUCAGGCUAAGAAAUGCCUACCAGAUUUGGAAGAAAUAUCACAAGAAAUUACAAUCAGUCCUAUCAAUGAGGAAAUAUCAAAAAUUUUUAGCCCAAUCUUAGAGCACAUAGGAUUGAACGAAUAUGAAAUAAAUGAGGAAUUAGCCAAUAUUAAUUUUAGUGAUUUCAAUCCUUCGAGUGGUAUUGAAAAAUCUGAAUUUGAUAAGAAAAUCAAUGUCGAACAUUCUCAACUUUCUUUAACUGAUGAUAAAGAAGUUUUCCAUUUCGAUGAGGAUAGAAUAUCUAUAACUAAUUUCUUGUAUUCAAAAGAACCUUUAAUCCACAAUAAGAUGGAUGAGGAACUCUCAAGGAUGAUAGACGAGUGCGAACGAAAAUCGCCAAAUAAUUUAUGCCUCUUUAGUGAAUUUUCUAAAAAAAGCCCUAAUGAUAUUGAAGCACUGAAUAUUUGUAGCUGCUCAUCGAAUGAAUUUUUUCAACAAUUUUCUAAGAAUUUAGAACACCAAAGAGAUUACCACUUCUUUAAAGAUACUUACAGUCAUCCUGAAAAGUUUCCAGAUUGUAUAGAUAACUUGAAAGAGUAUAGUAUGGAAUCAAUAUGUCCUCGAGCUGAAGAUUUAUUUUUGAACAGUGACAUUGACAUUUAUCGUGAAUUAGAGAAAUUGGAUAAAAUGUCACCACAUGAUUCUGUGCGAUCAAAUCUCUCUAAUAUGAUUCAGGAAUCAGUGUCACCACUCGGUCAUAUUACAGAAUCAUCGGCUCGGUCUAAAAGUGAAAUUCCUGUGAAAUGUUAUGAUGAAUUUGAAAAAACAUUUAAUUUCAUAUCUCCAGAUAUUUCUCACCCUUUCCAUGAGCCCUAUAAUGUUCAAGUAUUGAAAAGCAUUCCUUUUGAAUUUUCUAGUAAACAAUUUUCGCAUAAUACACGUAAUAAAUCGUGGGAAUCUAGCUUCGAGCCUAACGAAGAUCAUGUCACAACUUCUGAAAAUUAUGAAAUAAAAAAUCAGGAUGAAAUUUUGUUGCACAAUUCAUAUAAAUUUCGUGUUUGCUAUGAAGAUAAAAUUUCACCUAAUCAAAAAAUAUGUACGGAUAUUUCAUCUCUGUACUCUUGUAAGACCGAUCAAGAAGCUGCGGUGCAUUUAAAUAAAUCACCCAAUCAUUAUGAUAACCAUUUAAAUGAUGAUAAACAAAACACUUCAGACUCUUCAAUGAUAUCACCUAAAAAAACUAUGAAUGUAGACACAAAAUUUAAUUCUCAUUUAUCAAUACUUCAAACUGCCUCUGAAGAGCUAUCAGCUGAUUAUGAAUACUCUAAAGAAGAUGAUUUUACUCUUAAUAGUAUAAAUAAGUUAUGACCGUUAUCAAAUAUAGAGAUAAAUAAUCAAAUUAAAACUGUUGCACAUGCAGAAUUUGAAGACAAACAAUGGUCUUUGGAAUGUACAAAACAAUACUCACAACUUUCAUCAAAGGCUGAUAUGUUUUCAGAAUAAACAAAAAACUCCGAGUGAGGAAGCCAAAGUGCAAUUAAAUAAUACUUUGUCCUACAUUGCAUUUUGAGACGUAUUCAACUAAAAAUACAAUGUGACGAGUAUUGAAAUUAGUAUUGGCAGGUGGAAUCCAAUCGAGCGUAAAAUCUAAUCAAAAUAAAAUCAAUAAAGUUUUAAUAGAUUCGAAAAGAUCAUUAACCAUGGAUAAUAGACAGAAUCAAGAAUCAUUUUAUGGACAUGAAACAAUAAGUAUAUAUAUUGAAUACAAAAUGGAUAUUCUUUUAAAUACAAUUAUGAUAGAAGUUUACAAAAUUAUUUAAAAUAUUAUGUGAAUGAAAAGAAUUGUAGUACUUUAAGCUAGAAGCACGGAAGUGUCUCUCGUUAAGUACGCAUUCAACCACAUAUGUGAAUGUAUACAUGGGUAACGAAAAAUGAUCGAAUCAUUAUUUGAAUGGCUGAUUAAUAAAGAGUAUUGAAGUAUUAUUUAUUUUGAUUGAAUAUCAUUAAUUUAUUUUCAUUUUUCUAAAUAUUUGCGUUUGUAUAUAAUUUUAAGCUGUUAAAAUAAUAAAAUACAUGAACAUUAUAGUUUUUAAUUAAAUGAUUUAUUUAA